Molecule: messenger RNA, 4103 nt
Organism: Photinus pyralis (common eastern firefly)
Lineage: Eukaryota; Metazoa; Arthropoda; Insecta; Coleoptera; Lampyridae
Gene: Adcy2
Product: adenylate cyclase type 2-like
Exons: 21
Coding region: 1-3705 (1234 amino acids)
Biological process (GO): intracellular signal transduction; adenylate cyclase-inhibiting G protein-coupled receptor signaling pathway; cAMP biosynthetic process
Cellular component (GO): plasma membrane
Molecular function (GO): adenylate cyclase activity
Source: RefSeq, a predicted model, not a curated record
AUGACAGUUGCGGCAUUUGCGGAUGACGUUGCUAUUCUCUCCUCUGACCACGAUCCGGUUACCUCCUCCGUAAACAUGCAAUCCCAACUCAACAUGCUCAGUGAAUGGCAGAAUCAAGCCAAAUCAGUUCAAGUCACUUUUACCCAACGCAAAGAAAUCUGUCCGGCCGUAUCAAACAACGGUUCUCCCAUACCUGUAAACACUGUAGUAAAAUACUUAGGACUCCAUUUAGACCAACGACUGACGUGGCAGAAACACAUCCAAACGAAAAGGAAGCAGUUGGAUCACAAAGUCAAACAAAUGUACUGGCUCAUGGGACGCAAAUCUAAACUUUCUCUCAGAAAUAAACUCCUGCUGUACAAAACCAUGGUGAAACCCAUCUGGUCUUACGGUAUCCAGCUUUGGGGCUGUGCCAAACCCACUCAUUUAAAACCAAUCCAAGCGUUCCAAAACAAAACACUCCGAGCAAUCGUUAACGCUCCAUGUAAAAAUCAAGUUACCUGCCUAGUCACCAAAUUUGUUCUCGCGAAACCUAAUAAUUGUGUUUUAAUUGCAGUUCAAGGAACGGAAUUGGAUACAAUCUACAAGAAGUACUGCAACCGACUGAAACACGCAUUGUUUGUGGCUUGUUUGUGCGUCGCAAUCGCCGGGUGUCUUUUACUACUAAUUACAACAUGUAUUCUACAUUCAGAGGACAUUCAAGACCAUCUGCUUCCAGUGGUGACACUAUCCUUGGUGACCAUUGCCCUAAUGCUGAUAUUCGUGGGAUCGCAGCUUCCGCCAAUGCUGGAGUCGAAAAUAUGGUCGCUGGUGGCGUCGCUGAUCGUCACGGGAGCGGUGACAACCGCGGCUCUGCUACUCGCUGGAAUAUACGCACCCCUGCCGCUUUUCGCCCUGCUCCUAGCGUUGCACACGAUGCUACCGCUGUCGAAACUGAUCGCAAUAGCGUUGGCGGCAAUCGUCACGGUAGCUCAUUUGGCGAUUGCAAUAGCGCGCAGGUUGAAUAAUUCCGACUCGUCGUUUGAGCAGCUUGUUCCCGAAAUUAUCCUACUUCUGACCGCAAGCGGCACAGGAUUGUACUACCGUUACAUUACCGAAAGUGCACAUCGUCGCACUUUUGAAAGUACGCGAAGUUGUAUAGAAUCAAGGGUGAAGUUGGAAGUAGAAAAGGAACAGCAGGAACAGCUUCUGUUAAGUGUCAUUCCAGUGUAUAUUGCAGCGGAGGUGAAGAGGAGUAUUAUGAUUAAAAUGUCGGAAGCAUGCCACGAGGGGCCGAAUAAAGCUCAAACGUUUCACGAGAUGCACGUGCAACGCUACAACAACGUGUCCAUACUCUACGCGGACAUCGUUAAUUUCACUCCACUCUCUGAAAGACUGUCGGCCUCCGAUUUAGUUAGGACCCUCAAUGAACUGUUCGGUCGGUUCGAUCAAAUUGCACAGGACAAUCAGUGCAUGAGGAUCAAAAUUUUAGGAGACUGUUAUUACUGCGUUUCCGGGCUUCCAGUAUCGCGGCCUAAUCACGCCUAUAACUGCGUUAAUAUGGGCCUACAAAUGAUAGACGCUAUAUGCUUUGUUCGCGAAGCAACAGGAUUUAAUGUUGAUAUGAGAAUAGGGAUUCAUACGGGAAACGUUCUUUGCGGCGUUCUGGGAUUAAGGAAGUGGCAGUUUGAUGUAUGGAGCGACGACGUCACCUUAGCUAAUCAUAUGGAGUCUGGGGGAAUUGCAGGGAGGGUGCAUGUAACAACCGCCACACUAAACCAACUCGGCGACCGUUUCGAAGUCGAACCUGGAGACGGCAGAAGUCGCGACGGCUACUUAGAGGACCACAAGAUAGAAACAUAUCUCAUCGUUCCUCCGAAAAAAAUGGACGGGGAAGCUCAUCAAAACCAACGUUCUAAAUCUUUAUUGCCUGUCGAGAGGAAUAACAGUAUCGAUGUCGGUUUAAACGGUCCAGGUUUCGCGACGCCCGGUGGUCCGCCGACGCGUAAUCGACAUUCCAGUAAGAUGACGAAGUACGUCGAAUGUUGGGGUGCGGAUAAACCGUUUUCGAAUAUUGCUGAAAGCACAAUUGCCAAGAAUAUUGAGCAUAUGAGCGUUGCCAUGAUUGAGAAUGACUUGGUUGCAGAUCGGAUUUCAUGUAUUGAAUGUCAGAAGUGGUGGCAUUCCGAAGACCUCCACCCCGCAUUCCUGUGGUUUCGUGAUCAAAAGCAAGAAGUCAAUUACCGCCGCAAACCCGAUAAUGAAUUUCGCUACUACAUCACCUGCUCGGCCAUCGUCUUCUUGGCGAUGUGCGUAAUGCAACUUUCCACAAUCUUUCUACCCAGAAACAUCGUCUUGUAUGGAACUUUAGGCCCUACCAUACUCGUACUGGCAGUAUUCGUAUAUUUAUCAUGGUUGGACCACUGCUGUAGGCAGGAGCCGCCCUCGGAUACACCACCGGACGAGCUUGGCGUAUGUGCGCCACCAAGGCAAGUAAUUGCCAACCACAAGGGACUGCGACUCUCCAUUUUUCUCAUCACGAGCGUGCUCGUCUCAGCCUGCGCCGUUAUGACCUUGGUAGAUCCCGAUCAAGAUCCAGUUCCCGUCAUGCUCAACAUUGAAAAUGGGACCACUACGGUCGAAACGUCUGGCUACAUUGCAAAAUUUAUACCGACGUACAUUUACAGUUCAGUGUUGUCGCUGACUUGCAUUUGGGUGUUUUUGAAGUUGGAAUUUCUGCUGAAACUGCUUGUGAUGCUAAUAUCUGCCGUUGUUCACAUUUGCAUCUACAGCCAGCUGAGUAUCUUCCACAACUACCACGACUCUCUCAAAGACCACAAAUUUCCCCUGCUGCCCUUUGAAUUUCAAAUAUCACUGGUACUGUUCGUGGUUGUGGCUUUAUUUUACAUACUGGAUCGACAAAUAGAGUUUACAUCGCGCACAGAUUAUUUAUGGAAGUCAAAGUUGAUGGUUGAGCAAGAUGAGGUUGAAACGAUGCGGGGUAUUAAUAAGAUUCUGCUCGAAAACAUUUUACCCGCUCACGUCGCAGAUCAUUAUCUGGCAACACGAGGUGACACCCAAGAUCUCUAUCACGAACGUUAUUCCUGCAUAGCAGUCAUGUUCGCAUCAAUUCCCAACUUCAAAGAAUUCUACGACGAAAACGACGUUAACAAACAAGGCCUCGAGUGUUUAAGGCUGUUGAACGAGAUCAUUUGCGAAUUUGACAAGCUGCUCUCGAAGCCCAAGUUUAGCUGCAUCGAGAAAAUUAAAACUAUCGGGAGUACGUACAUGAUAGCAUCCGGACUGAAUCCGGGGAACGAAGACGGGAACGGGGCCUCUUUGGAUAACUCGAAGGAAGCUUCCCGUAAAGAAGAGCACAUCAUAACGGCGUUAGUGGACUACGGAAUAGCAUUAAUGGGAAGUUUAGAUCAAAUUAAUCGAGAUUCCUUCCAAAGGUUUAAACUGCGAGUUGGUAUAAAUCACGGUCCCGUGAUCGCCGGAGUGGUUGGUGCCCAGAAACCCCAAUACGACAUUUGGAGCAACACCGUUAACGUGGCUUCCAGGAUGGAUUCCUGCGGAGUGAUCGGACGGAUACAAGUAAGCGAGGAUACGGCCAAGAUCCUUACGAACGCCGGAUAUUCCUGUGAAUGUCGUGGUCCCACGUACGUAAAGGGGAAGGGAACGCUGACGACUUACUUUGUUAAAACACCAUUCGACGAAAAAUAGAUUUAUUUCGAACGGCGAAACUUUUGGUUGCUGCUUUUCAAGUUGUUUGUGCACCGAGUUUAUGGAUUGAGUACCUGACUUAUGAGCGAAAUCGCGACUGGUUGGUUUCAAUAAUUGUUAUUAUUUUCUAGGAUUUUUAUACGUUGUUAAAAUUGUAAGACACCACACGUGUUACGGCAUUUAAGUGGCAGUUCACUAAAGAUCCCCUAUUUCCGAAUGGUAACGCGUGAGAUGUAACUGAGUAUUUUUUCGACAGUCUAGCUUAGAGUUUUUGACUUGUGACAUAUCCACACUUGCAUUCAGUUUUCAUUAUACGCCAAAUAUUAACCAAUUGUGUAAUCUAGUCAAAAACAAAUUGUGAAUGUAUUUUAAAUGAAUAUAUGAUUGUAGGAAAGAGA